UACGCGUGUGUCCUUUGUUUGAACCUUAUUUUUUGGAUUUUCUUCUCUUCUAAGAGAAUUUUCGUUAUUGUUAACGUCUUUGUAUUCUCAUUUAACGCCACUUCUGUAUACAUUAUACGCUAGAUUUUGGCCGUAUUGACCUUCGUUCGAGGGCAGGAGCCAGGAGCCAUUCAAGUAAAGAAGAAGAAGAAGCGACACGUAACUGGGAAACCGCAUACGAGAGAAAGACCACGUACUCACUAACCUCAACGACGACAACGAUGCCUAGGAAGAAUACGGCGGCCGCCGCGUCCUCCGCGACAACCGUCCCGUCCUCCGCAACAACCGUUCCGUCCUCCGCAACAACCAUCCCGUCCUCCGCGACAACCGCCACCUCGUCGUCGUGGAGUAGCAUCCAAUCGCCGCCGAGCACGUUGACGCCGAUCGUCAGCCGACAGCCCGGCAGCCCGCUCAGCCCCAGCGAUCGGGCAUCUUACAUCGACACGAUACGUUAUCUCCAGUCUGAGAACUCCCGGCUGAAGCGGGAGGUGCAAAUCACCCAGAAAACAGUCACUCGGGCCGUCACUCGGGAGAUGUCCAACAUCGAGGCCGGGUACAGCGUCGUAAUCUAUAACAAGCGAAAGCGGCUCGAUGAGACGGAUACGGAACGCGUUCUGCUCGAGCUCAAUAUCAAACGCUUGCGGAAUGAUAACAAACAUCUCAAGAGCAAAUUGGAGAAGAAGAUAAAGAAUUGGCAGAUAGCAGAACGAAAUGCAGUCAUACAUGAAAAAUGCUCCAGUGAUUUGAAUUUGAAUCGGAUAAAGGAGCGAGUCGAUUUUGCAGAAGCUAUCAUAUCACGUGUCUUGUGCGUAUCGUGGAAAAGCCCAGGGAAGCGAAGCAUAUUUCUGCCGCAAAUGGCAGUAUACAUGCAAACACAGAGAGGGCUGGACUUUACCGAUAUUAUCCAUCAGGCAUGAGGUUAUGUUACAUGCAUGUUUUCGAAAGAGAAGAAUCCUUUGAUAGACGUGUCAUCUGGCCGUGAAGACAGUUCGAAUAGUCAAGCGAGUCCUUUGUUAAGUUUUGUGGGGACUUCUUCAUCUUGUCAAUUACCGAUGAUACCAAUACCAGGCAACAACUCAUCAGAACCGAAAAGUUUGACUUAUUUAUUAGAUUGUUAUUCAAGAAUUGCAAUUGAAGAAAGAAAUCAUGGAAAGCAAUCCAGUGUACUUCUCUCCAAUACUCUUUCCGAUGUAGUGACAAUUUUGAAAGCGCAAUGUGUUCAGUAUUCCAGCCUCGUUCUACAAGGGUUAAUCGGCAUUUGCCAAGCUGCUGACAUACCUCUUUGCACCAUUCAUUUUUACAAUCGGAUAUUAUCGCAAAACUUACCUCGG
This is a messenger RNA of Formica exsecta, 1370 nucleotides long. RefSeq names its product lamin Dm0-like. Lineage: Eukaryota; Metazoa; Arthropoda; Insecta; Hymenoptera; Formicidae. The transcript is spliced from 3 exons. Bases 261 to 956 code for a protein of 231 amino acids. The record is from RefSeq and is a predicted model, not a curated record.